This is a messenger RNA of Protopolystoma xenopodis, 572 nucleotides long. NCBI's taxonomy places the organism in Eukaryota, Metazoa, Platyhelminthes, Monogenea, Polystomatidea, Polystomatidae. The record is from the annotation of a GenBank genome assembly.
AAUUAAUAGUGACCUUCAAAUUAAUCUUGUUUAAGCAGAUCAUUAUCUUCGCGAAUUCCUUUCAUUCUCCAUCAGCAAUGGCUCGGCCUCGCGUUUUUUUCGACGUCGCUUGCGAUGGUUCUCCUGCCGGCAGAAUUGUCAUGGAGUUGUUCUCCGACAUCGUCCCAAAAACUGCGCAAAAUUUUCGAGCCCUCUGCACUGGCGAGCAAGGCUUCGGUUACAAAGGCUCUAUCUUCCAUCGAAUCAUACCGAGCUUUAUGUGCCAAGGUGGCGAUUUCACGAAUAGGAACGGUACCGGCGGUAAAAGCAUUUAUGGAAACAAGUUUGCUGACGAGAAUUUUCAGCUCAAACACACCAAGCCGUUCCUCCUCUCUAUGGCAAAUGCUGGGCCAAACACUAAUGGCUCGCAAUUCUUCAUUACACUCGUCGCUACGCCAUGGCUCGACGGAAAGCAUGUUGUCUUUGGCGAGGUUGUCGAAGGGUCUGAUGUAGUCAAGGCCAUGGAAAACCUUGGCUCAUCUUCUGGCAAAACGUCCAAGGAGGUCACGAUUAUCGACUGUGGGAAUAUCUAA